AAAUAGAAAUGACGUGGCAAACAAGAACCUUAAAGGGUUUCUCCGUGCAGAAUCCAACACCUACUUCUACUGGAUCUUUUCCAUAAUCAUAACAUUAAUUUGGGGUUUACACCACUUGUACUUCUCUCACUACCCACUUCCGCACUAUACCAAACUGAUUUCUGGGUAAUAUAUAUCAAGAUUAAUGGCUGCUUCUGCAACUAUGGUUGUGAGUAACAAGUUGAUUGUGAAUUCAAGUAAUGGGGAUUAUAAGGUGUGGGAAGAUCCAUCGUUUAUCAAAUGGAGGAAGAGGGAUUCUCAUGUUUCACUCCAUUGUCAUGAUUCUGUUGAAGGUUCUCUAAAGUACUGGUAUGAACGAAACAAAGUGGACGUUCUUGCUGCAAAAUCAGCAGUUUGGGACGAUGAUGCUGUUUCCGGAUCAAUUGAAUGUGCCAAACAUUGGGUUAAAGAUAUGCCUUUUGUUAAAUCGUUAUCCGGUUACUGGAAAUUCUUCCUUGCACAAAGUCCUACCGCUGCUCCUUCAAAUUUCCAAGAUACAGCGUUUCAAGACUCUACAUGGGAAACAAUACCAGUACCAUCAAAUUGGCAGAUGCAUGGGUUUGAUCGACCCAUAUAUACAAAUAUAAUAUAUCCGUUUCCACUUGACCCACCCCGUGUUCCCGAUGAUAAUCCCACUGGCUGCUACAGGACAUAUUUUCAACUUCCAAAAGAUUGGGAAGGUCGACGGGUAUUACUACACUUUGAAGCUGUUGAUUCUGCUUUCCACGUGUGGAUCAACGGGUCUCUUGUUGGAUACAGUCAAGACAGUAGACUGCCGGCUGAAUUUGAAAUCACCGAUUUCUGUCAUGAGUGUGGAUCUGACAAGAAGAAUGUUAUAGCUGUGCAAGUAUAUCGAUGGAGUGAUGGUUCUUAUCUUGAAGAUCAAGAUCAUUGGUGGUUGUCUGGUAUUCAUCGAGACGUGCUUCUGUUAUCCAAACCAAAGGUAUGCAUAGCAGACUAUUUCUUCACUUCGAAUCUAGUGGAAGAUUAUUCCUAUGCAGACCUCGAGGUUGAAGUAAUACUUGACAAGUCAACGGAGGUCAAUGUCAAUAAAGAUGUCAAAAUUGAAGUCACACUGUUCGAUAUUAGCGGUAACGAGUGUACUGAUCUUCUAUCGACUGAUGUGGCACGUUUAGAGCUUCAUCCCCCUCCUAGAAUGCCUUUAGGGUUUCACGGAUAUCGACUAACUGGAAAACUGAAAAAUCCCAAGCUUUGGUCUGCAGAGCAACCAAAUCUUUAUACUUUAGUAGUCACCCUGAAAGAUGCAUCGGGUAAUAUCGUCGACUGUGAAUCAUGUCAAGUGGGCAUUCGGAAGAUUUCAAAAGCCCCGAAACAGUUACUUGUUAAUGGGCAUCCAGUUAUGAUCAGAGGGGUAAACAGGCAUGAACACCAUCCACGUAUAGGAAAGACGAACAUUGAAUCUUGCAUGGUUAAGGAUUUGGUUUUAAUGAAAGAACAUAAUAUAAAUGCUGUUAGAAACAGUCAUUAUCCUCAACAUCCAAGAUGGUACGAGUUAUGCGAUUUGUUUGGAAUGUACAUGAUAGACGAGGCCAAUAUCGAGACACACGGUUUUGAUCUUUCUCACCAUGUCAAGCAUCCAACUCAAGAACCGAUUUGGGCCUCGGCUAUGUUGGAUCGCGUUAUUGGCAUGGUGGAAAGGGACAAAAACCACGCAUGCAUUAUUUCUUGGUCUCUCGGAAAUGAAGCAAGCUAUGGACCAAAUCAUGCUGCUCUUGCUGGUUGGAUUCGUGGAAAGGAUCCUUCCCGAGUUAUACACUACGAAGGUGGUGGGUCUCGGACCCCAUCAACAGACAUUGUAUGUCCUAUGUACAUGCGUAUCUGGGACUGUGUUAAGAUAGCAAAAGAUCCAACCGAAACGAGACCGCUAAUAUUGUGCGAGUAUUCGCAUGCCAUGGGCAAUAGCAACGGGAACAUUCAUGAAUACUGGGAAGCCAUUGAUAGCACAUUUGGUCUCCAAGGAGGAUUUAUAUGGGAUUGGGCUGACCAGGGGCUACUCAAAGAAAGUAGUGACGGUAGCAAGUUCUGGGCUUAUGGCGGUGACUUUGGAGAUACCCCUAAUGAUUUGAAUUUCUGCAUGAAUGGUCUCGUAUGGCCCGAUCGGACCCCUCAUCCUGCACUAAAUGAGGUCAAGUAUUGCUAUCAACCAAUUAAAGUGUCAUUCACCGAUGGCUUAUUUAAGAUCACAAACACCAAUUUCUUUCAAACAACCGAAGGGGUAGAGUUUAGUUGGGUGAUUGAAGGUGAUGGAUGUAAGCUUGAGUCGGGAAGUCUCAAUCUACCGAUGUUAGAUCCACAAAGCAGUUACGAUAUCAAAUGGGAAUCCAGCCCGUGGUAUCCAUCAUGGGCCUCGUCCUCUGCUGCCGAAACCUUUUUGACUAUUACCGCAACUCUUUCUAAGCCCACACGAUGGCUUCAAUCUGGUCAUGUUGUGUCGACUCAACAAAUCGAGUUACCUUCAAAAAAAGACUUCAUCUCCCCUGCCCCAAAGGUUAAAAAAGUCGCAUUGAAUUAUGAAAUCAUAGACCAUAAACUUACCAUCCGACAUAACGCCUCAGAGAUAACGUUCGACAAUGAGUCUGGUGCGAUUGAAAGCUGGACGGUCGAAGGAGUUCCCGUGAUGCGUAAGGGCAUAACACCAUGCUUUUGGCGUGCACCUACCGACAAUGACAAAGGAGGAGAAGACAACAGUUAUCUCUCAAAAUGGAAAGCCGCGAAUCUCGAUAACGUUGUCUUCGUUAAAGAGAGCUCAAAUGUUAAGAAGAUCACAGACCAGCUACUAGAAGUAACCGUCGUGUUUAACGGUUUUUCAAAGGGUGGUGAAAACGAAAACCCUCUUUUCAAAGUCGACAUGAAAUACUCAUUCUACGGUUCUGGAGACGUUAUUUUGGUUAGCCAUGUGAAACCAAGAUCAGAUCUUCCACCUUUGCCACGUGUUGGGGUCGAAUUCCAUUUGGAGAAGUCGAUAAAUAAUGUUAAGUGGUAUGGAAGAGGCCCGUUUGAAUGUUAUCCGGAUCGAAAAGCGGCUGCGCACGUGGGGUCGUAUGAGAAAAAGGUGGAUGAGAUGCAUGUUCCUUAUAUAGUUCCGGGAGAAUGUGCGGGCCGAGCUGAUGUUAGAUGGGUUGCAUUCCAAAAUGAUCAAGGCUCAGGCAUCUAUGCUUCCGUUUAUAAUGACUCUCCACCGAUGCAAAUGAAUGCAAGUUAUUAUAGCACAACGGAGCUUGAUCGUGCAACACGCAAGGAAGAACUUGUGAAGGGAGAUGACAUUGAGGUGCAUCUUGACCACAAGCAUAUGGGCAUAGGUGGCGAUGACAGUUGGUCUCCCGCGGUUCAUGACAAAUACAUGAUUCCACCUUCACCAUGCACUUUCUCCAUCAGGUUCUGUCCGAUAACUGCUGCUACAUCUCCCCAUGAUAUCUAUAAGGCUCGGUCUUGAGUUAAUAAUAAUGGUUGGCGUGGUCAAAAAGUCAAUAACGCUCGGCCUCGUGAUCGGCGAGUCAAGAAUAACGGUUGGCAUGGUCAACAAGUCAAUAACAAUGGCUGGCAUGGGAAACAAGUUAAUAACCUGGUAUCUAUGUGUUAGUUUAGCUUGCUGGUUGAACAACAGAUGGCAGAUUUAAGUUAAUUAGUUUGGUUUUUUAUGUUGCAAAACUCGAAUUAACAUUAAGUUUAAACAAUAAUUGGUUCCAUCUGUUUCAGUCGGUUUGUUUAAAGUAUGUAUGUUUUCGAUCGGUU
Helianthus annuus (common sunflower) is the source of this 3792-nucleotide messenger RNA. Its product is annotated as beta-galactosidase. Gene Ontology annotation, cellular component: beta-galactosidase complex. The transcript is spliced from 17 exons. Gene Ontology annotation, biological process: lactose catabolic process. NCBI's taxonomy places the organism in Eukaryota, Viridiplantae, Streptophyta, Magnoliopsida, Asterales, Asteraceae. Bases 185 to 3493 code for a protein of 1102 amino acids. The record is from RefSeq and is a predicted model, not a curated record. Gene Ontology annotation, molecular function: beta-galactosidase activity; carbohydrate binding.